This is a messenger RNA of Gopherus evgoodei (Goodes thornscrub tortoise), 9986 nucleotides long. RefSeq names its product family with sequence similarity 120C (gene FAM120C). The record is from RefSeq and is a predicted model, not a curated record. The coding region runs from base 167 to 3673 and encodes 1168 amino acids. Lineage: Eukaryota; Metazoa; Chordata; Testudines; Testudinidae. The transcript is spliced from 16 exons. Gene Ontology annotation, cellular component: nucleus.
GGGAGGCGGAGAAGGAGAAGAAAGCUACAACAUGGCGGCCACGGCCGCCCCAAAGCGCUGGGCGCUGUGAAGGGGGGUGGGGAGGAGCCCAGGAGCCAGCCCCCGGCUAGGGGAGGGAGGAUGCCCUGCCCCCCGUCGCCCUGACCCCCAAGUGGGGCCCACCGUGAUGGGGGUCCAGGGCUUCCAGGAGUUCGUGGAGAAGCGCUGCCCGGGCGCCGUGGUGCCCGUCGACCUGCUCAAGCUGGCCCGGGCGGCAGGGGUCCGCGGGGGGGCCCCCUACUGUGGCCUAGCUGGCUACCUCCAGCCACUGCCUGGGCCCUACCCCCCGCCUCUCGUGGCCCACUCCCAGCAUGCUCCGGGGUUGGCGUCGGUGGCCCGCUCCCAGCAUGCUCCGGGGCUGGCGUCAGUAACUCAUUCCCAGCAUGCUCCGGGGUUGGCGUCGGUGGCCUGCUCCCAGCAUGCUCCGGGGCUGGCGUCAGUGGCGGCUCACUCCCAGCAUGCUCCGGGGCUGGCGACAGUGGCGGCUCACUCCCAGCAUGCUCCGGGGCUGGCGACAGUGGCGGCUCACUCCCAGCAUGCUCCGGGGCUGGCGACAGUGGCGGCUCACUCCCAGCAUGCUCCGGGGCUGGCGACAGUGGCGGCUCACUCCCAGCAUGCUCCGGGGCUGGCGACAGUGGCGGCUCACUCCCAGCAUGCUCCGGGGCUGGCGAUGGCCUGCCCGGCCCGGCUACUGGUGGACGCAGACUCGGCCCUGCAGCGGCUGUAUGGCGGCUACCAGACGGACUGGGUGUGCGGCGGCCAGUGGAAUGCCAUGGUGGGCUACCUGGCGGCCCUGUCCCAGGCCUGCCUCUACCAGGGCGGGCUGGAGCUGGCGAUCAUCUUCAAUGGCGGGCUGGGCAAGGAGCGGCUGCCCGAGUGGGGCCGCAAGGCCCAGGCUGAGCGGCAGACGGCCCAGCUCAUCGCCGCCCACGUGGGCAACAAGGGCACCCCGCCCCCCCGCGCCUGGUUCCUGCCCCCCGCCUGCCUGGAGCACUGCGUCCGCCUGGCCAUGAUCCGCUUCCGGGUCAAGGUCUUCCAGAGCCUGGAGGACCAUCACCUGGAGGUGGUGUCCUUCUUCCGGGAGCGCGGCUUCCACGGGCUGCUGGCCCACGACUCAGAGUUCGCCCUGGCCAGCCUGCCCUGCUACUUCAGCGCCCACGCCCUGAAGCUGAGCUGGAACGGCAAGAGCCUCACCACCAAUCAGUUCCUCAUGCACCAGGUGGCCAAGCAGCUGGGACUGAAGGUCUCCAGCUUCCCUGUCUUCGCCGCCCUGCUGGGUAACCACAUCCUCCCCGACGAGGACUUGGCUGCUUUCCACUGGAGCCUGCUGGGGCCAGACCACCCGCUGGCAUCGCUCAAGGUCCGAGCCCACCAGCUGGUGCUGCCCCCCUGCGACGUGGUGAUCAAGGCCGUCUCAGAGUACGUCAGCGCCAUCAAAGAACCCUGCAACCUGGAUGCUGUGGGGAGAGACGUCUUCAAACACUCUCAGUCCAGGACGGAGGAUAAGAUCGAGCGCUUCAAGAAGGCCGUGAACUACUAUUCGGUGGCUGCCAAGAUGCCCCCAGCACCUGUGGGUCCGUCCUCAUUUGUAUUGCCAGGCUAUGGAUCCAACCACUUCGGAGGAGCAGCCCCUGCGCAGCGCAGCCCGGUGGGAUCCCUCCCCACGGGGAAGCCGAUGUUCCCACCCGACCUGGGGCCAAAGGUGCAGUACGAGCCGCCGGCCCCGCCCUCCUCCUUCCCCCCGGGCCCCAGCACCAGCCUCCUCUUCUCCCCCCACCCGCUUGGAGACGUGCCCCCCUUUCACGAGCAGCCCGGCCUGAAAGGCGGUGACUUCAGCUGCUGGACCAGCGCCUACAAUGCCAAGUUCCCGCCCCACCAGCAGGGUCCCAAGCCCUCCCCUUCCUCCGGGCCGGCCUCCUCCCCCUCCUCCUCCUCCGACUGCGAAGAGCACAACGGGGACAGUGCCAACCAUGUCUCCGAGAUGCUGCAGCUGAAGUCUGGCUGGGAGGGGCCAGAUGCCGAAAAGCUGAGCCAGGGCUGGGGGCAAGUGGGGGGCUCCGGUGGCACCGAUGGGCCCCUGAUUGGGCCCGAGCCCUCCAUCCCCUCACUGCUUUCCAUGGCCACCCGCAACCACAUGGACAUAACCACCCCCCCGCUGCCCCCCGUAGCCCCCGAGGUCCUGCGGGUGGCUGAGCACCGGCACCGACGCGGCCUUAUGUAUCCCUCCAUCUACCAUGUUCUUACCAAGGGCGAGAUCAAGCUCCCCGUGUGCAUCGAGGACGAAUGUAACACUGAGCUGCCUCCAGCCGCCGUCCUCUUCCGUGGCGCCCGGCAGCAUAUCUACGGGGUGCUGUUCGGCGUGGCUGAGAACCAGCGCCGGGUGGAGCGCCUGGCCAUCCGCCGCCGCAUUCCCACGGAAGUGCCGCCUGUGAUCAUCAAGGAAUGGGCGGCUUACAAGGGGAAGUCCCCGCAGACACCGGAGCUGGUCUCAGCCCUGGCCUUUCGCGAGUGGACCUGCCCCAACCUGCGGAAGCUGUGGCUGGGGAAGGCAGUGGAGGACAAGAACCGGCGCAUGAGGGCCUUCCUGGCCUGCCUGCGGGCCGACACGCCCGGCAUGCUGAACCCGGCCAGCGUGCCCACGCACCUGCUGCUGAUGUGCUGCGUGCUGCGUUACAUGAUGCAGUGGCCUGGAGGGAGGAUCCUUCAUAGGCACGAACUGGACGUGUUCCUGGCUCAGUCAGUUUCCUCUCAGCUCUAUGAGCCGGAUCACCUGCAGGAGCUGAAGAUCGAGAAGCUGGAUGCCCGGGGCGUGCAGCUGGCAGCUCUCUUCAUGAGCGGAGUAGAUACGGCUCUGUUUGCCAAUGACGCCUGUGGGCAACCGGUGCCCUGGGAACACUGCUGCCCCUGGAUCUAUUUUGAUGGGAAACUCUUCCAGAGCAAGCUCAUCAAAGCCACCCGUGACAGGGCCCCCCUCAUUGACCUGUGUGAUGGGCAGACGGAGCAGGCAGCCAAAGUGGAGAGGAUGAGACAGAGCAUCCUGGAGGGCGUGAACUUCAACCGCCAGGCCCCGCCCCCUCUGCUCCCGCCCCCUCCCUUCGUGCCUGCCAUGGCCACGCCCUUCUAUUCAAUGCCCCUCUACCCCCGCACCACGGGCUCUGUGCCGCUGCCAACCCCUGGGAGGAGCAGAGGGUUCACAGGUCUCCACCCAAUUCCGCCUCAGGGGGGCAAGCUGGAGAUUGCUGGUAUGGUUGUCGGCCAGUGGGCGGGCAGUAAGCCCUCGCGGGGCCGGGGCUCCUUUGGCAUGCAGGUGGUGUCUGUCGGGGGACCUGGGAAGGGACGCAGUCGGGACGGAUCUGGAAAACUCCCCAAAGGAAACAAGAAGCUUAGCAAGCAGGGCUCGUUGGAGGGAGCAGCCAAAGCAGUGGAGUUGCAGAGCGGGCAGUUCCCAUCGCAGGUGAACCGGGGCGAGGAUUCGGGGGGCGGUCCCUGCCCCCCGGCACCGUCACAAUGUGCCUUAGCCAGAGACACUGACGCCUGUGGUGAUGAGGGCCAGUACUGCAGGCGGCUGGCCCAGGAGGUGGAUCACGGCCCCAACACCAAGCUGCCCCUCCCAGCUCUGCAGAAGGAAGAGUGACGGGGGGGGGUGGGGGAUGGACCUGAUUUGGGGGCGGGUGGGGCUUUCCGGGGGGCGGGUCCAGGAGUGUGGAAGCCUCAGGGUACCAUGAGGACAGGGAGGUUGGAAAGGCAGAGCCCCAGUGCAUUGUGGGGGAUCAUCCCCUAAUUAAAGGGAUGGUCUCCUACAGCGCCCCAGUGCAUUGUGGGGGAAUCUCCUACAGCGCCCCAGUGCAUUGUGGGGGAUCAUCCCCUAAUUAAAGGGAUGGUCUCCUACAGCGCCCCAGUGCAUUGUGGGGGAAUCUCCUACAGCGCCCCAGUGCAUUGUGGGGGAUCAUCCCCUAAUUAAAGGGAUGGUCUCCUACAGCGCCCCAGUGCAUUGUGGGGGAAUCUCCUACAGCGCCCCAGUGCAUUGUGGGGGAUCACCCCCUAAUUAAAGGGAUGGUCUCCUACAGUGCCCCAGUGCAUUGUGGGGGAAUCUCCUACAGUGCCCCAGUGCAUUGUGGGGGAUCACCCCCUAAUUAAAGGGAUGGUCUCCUACAGUGCCCCAGUGCAUUGUGGGGGAAUCUCCUACAGUGCCCCAGUGCAUUGUGGGGGAUCAUCCCCUAAUUAAAGGGAUGGUCUCCUACAGUGCCGCAGUGCAUUGUGGGGGAAUCUCCUACAGCGCCGCAGUGCAUUGUGGAGGAUCAUCCCCUAAUUAAAGGGAUGGUCUCCUACAGCGCCCCAGUGCAUUGUGGGAGGAUUUGUACCUGUUUCCCUAUCCCCCCCUUCCCCCCCAAUCAUGUCAAUCAGCUCCACAACAUGGCAUAUUUUAUUAUUUUUUUAUUUUAAUAUUUGUGGGUGGGGAGUUGAUGGUUUUCUAUGGUUUUUAACAUAUUAUCUAUACCCCUCCCCUGGCUCUUGUAGCGGGGUGGGGGGGGACAAAUGCUAGUAAAUAAACGGGGAGCCGUUAAAAGGAAGCCAGCCAGGAUGAAUAAAAGCGAGUGGGGAGGAGUGAUGUCUGGAGGCUCAAGCCAGGCCACUAAUGGGUCGUGGUGUCCCCUGGCCUGCAGUGCUGGGUGCCCUGGCCCCCACAGCCAGCCGAGCGGGGCACUGGUUGCGCCCCUCGCUGCUCUGGGUGGAGCCCCAAAACGUAUUUCCCCAAUAUUUGGCGGGUGCAGAUGCUCCCAGCCCGUGUUCGUUUCGGGCGGUACGGGGUCGAGUUCGGGGCAGAGGCGCUGAUGGCUGAAAUCUACCCAUGCUUUGUACAGACAGAAGAGAGAGAUUAUAUUUACAGAGACAGAUUCUAUAUAGAAACUACGUAUCUCGGGGGGAGGAAUUCCCGUGUCCCCAGCCGCAGCUCCAGAGCCGUCCGCGACGGACCCAGGGGGGCAGGGGCAGUCGGGGGUCCCUCCAAAACCAGGCAGCUGCCCCCUUCUUCCGCAGAGUCCCCCCUCCCAGCCGCGGUUCCCAGCAGGACUGGCCAAUGGAGGGUGGAGGAGGGGUUCAGGUUGGUGGCCUGUGGGGGGUGGGUGGGCAGGGAUUUUGAGGCUGGGGGCUGUUAGGGUUUCUGUCCCAUGGGAGGGGAAUGCAGGGACUUGGAGGCUGACUGAUCGGGGAUGUAUUUGGUGCGGGGGGACCCCCUUCAAGUCCCAUUAAAAUCUGGACUGUAGAGGGUGGAAAAUUUGAAGGUUUUGUGGACUAUCCUAAUCCCCCUCCUCGACAGGCAGGGGGGCUGGUGGUGAAUUCCCGUCCUGCCCCCCUGACGUGUGUAAAAACUGAGCAGUGCGGCUUCUCUCCUGACUAAUCCACACCCCUGUUGACACGGGAAGGCUUGAAUUCCCCCAGAUCCAGGGGAUUUGGGGAACAGGGAGGGAGCAGGAAACAGCCCAAAUCUCGACAAACUUUAUAUAUUAUUUUUCCCCUGCCUUGGAGGUGGGGGGAUGGGAGGAAAUUUAGCGCCCCCUUUUGCAGUCGGAGGCACUGAACCCUUUUAACCUGACUGAUCCGCCAGCAAGGACUCCGGAAAACUAUCUCCGGCCUCUGAUACUUGAGCUUUCGAACCGAGGCCAGUUCCGAAUCCAGCGCUCGGAAGAUGCCUGCCCACCCGAGGCAGCUCGUUGACAGGCGUCACCCUGUAGUUUUUUAUUACUUUAACCAUGUUUCAAAGUCAGGCUUCAGGUCAGGCGUCUCUGAAUGUCUGCAGACAAUUGGCCGUGUCUGCGAAUCGCAAAGGAGUUAAUCUGAAGUGUUUAGGGUUGGGAGUCUUUAGGGACAGACGCCUGGAGUUGCAAUCACUUUUAUUGCUGGAAUAACGCUCCUUUUCAGCGGGCAGGGGGGCGGGAGAUGAUUUUAAAGACCCUCGGCAUUUUACAGCGGUCAUCCCAAUUCAGUGCAGCCAUUUUUUCUCUUCUGAAAUCUGGAAAACUAAACCCAAAAUCACAGCCUCCCGAACUCCCUCCGCUAAACUCUCAGGAGGAAAUUCUGAAACGCAUCCACCAGUCAUUGGUGCUUCGGAAGAUUUGUAGUUUUUGCCAUCCCAGGGAUUUUAAACACAGAGACGCUCUGGGGUGUGGAGAAGAGCCGUGGAAAUGAGUUGAGAGGCGUAAGCGGCCACUGCGUUCGGAAGGAGAUGGAGAGGGGACUGGAUUCUGCUGGAGAAGCUUAGGCCGUCACGGUACUACAGGGCUCUUUACUCUGGUGGAGACAGGCUGAUGGAAAAACAAGAGGCAGGAGGCUGAAGCCUGACCAAUACAAAUUGAAAACAAGGGACCAGUCACCGUAAGGUGAUUAACAGCUGGGACAAACUCCCAAUUGAGGUGGCCCGUUCUCCAGCUCUUAGGGUCUUCCCAUCCAAGUGAGAUUGUUUACGCCCCUCGCCAGGUGACAUAAAGACACCGAGAUAAGCAUCCUGCCUGGCAGGGAUUUAGCAGUCUUGGCUAGAUCGGCGGAGAGUCACCUUUUAGAUGUACACUGGAAAUAAAAUGAGCGCAAAUCUCAACCUCAGAUGGGGGAUUUGGACUGAUCUGAGUUGGGGCCGCUGGCUCGGCUGCCUUUGCAGAAGCCCCAUUCUUGGCUCCAUUUGGCAGAAUUGCAGAUUCCCCACGCUGGAAAUCGCUCGUCCCUUUUGGAAAACCAUGGCCAGUUUCCUUGCCCCUUCCGCAUCUGCUUCGGGGGCUCAGUUCCCACCCACGCUGCCUUUCCUGAUGUCGUGAGGUGCCCCGCAGACUUGACCAGAGGUAAGACGAUCCCUUUCUUUCACCUUGAUUGCCACACCCAGCAAGGGACUGUUCGGCUUAGCUCCUUGAAGAACAGCUGAGGAGAUGAUUCGGGAAUCCUGUCCUUGGAGGUUUUUAAGGACAGGGCAGGCACACCUGUCAGGGACGGUCUUCCUGCCUCUGCGCCGGGAGCUGGACUGGACGCCCUCUCGAGGUCCCUGCCGGCCUGUGGAGUCGGGCACCGUGGAGGAUCCGGGGCCUUGUUCAUGGCCUGGAAGAUCCUGUUUCCGUGUUCAGGGCCAGAAUUUGAGUCUUGCAUAGGGCAGGACGUUCGGUUUCACUGAGCCCCAGGGCGGCGGUUGGACUAAAGGAGACAGAGCAGUUGCGAGGGGCCGCAGGGAAGUGAUUUAGAUGAGACCUGCCUGGAUGAUGCCAGCAGGCUCAGGCUGCAGCAGAAGAUGAAACUUCCCCAUUCCAAUCUGUCGAUGGUCAGCAGCUCCAAGCACCUCAUCCAGGGUUCCGUUUCCAGCUGGGGCUGGUCCCAGCUGCUUCAGGGAAGGUGGAAAAGCCCCAGACAAACCCAUCAAAGCCCAGAGUCGUGUGGGUGGGAAAUUGCUGUUGGCUGAAGCUUGCGCUUGGCUUGCUGUGGGCGUCAUGUCUGGCAGCCGAGGGCGAUGGAAGCAAAGACAGGAGGAGAGGUAUUUCCUCCCAGGGUCAGCCCUGCGAGCGAGCAGUGGAGUCGGGAGGACACACCUCUCUCUCAGCCGUCAGGCUGGCUGCAGGACUGACUGGUGAACGUGUGCUGGAGCUCGACUCGGCCGGUCGUUCAUAUGAACCUGGAACAUACCGGAGGCUUUGGGAUUGUGCUGCUAAAUUCCUCCAUGCUUUUCCCCCCCUUAUCUAGGUGAAACACUUUGACUAGCAUGGAGCCUAUUUUCUCUGCUGGUGUCAAUUGGGGGUUCCCACAGCUUGGGGCCUGGCCCCACUCACCCAGCGGAGCUUAGGCCCAUUGACCCCAGCUGGGGGCCUGGCCCCAUUGCCUCAACAGAGUUACGGCCCAUUGACGGCAGCUGUGGGUCUGGCCCCAUUGACCCAGCGGAGCUACAGCCCAUUGAUGCCAGCUACGGGUCUGGCUGCACUGACCAAUGGAGCUCUGGCUGAUGGAGCCAGUGGCGGUCUGGCCCCACUGACUGCAGUGGAUUUACACCCACAUGCCCCAGGUGGGGAUCCGGCCCAUGACAGCUCUUGUGUAUUGAAUCCGGGCAGCUGAAAGCCAGACAGGAGCGCUUGGGUUGUACCCUUGGCAGCAGCACCUGAGUGAACCCUUCUGCUCCCAGAUUCCUGCUUUCCGCUCCGAUCCAGCGACGCCCCGCGGACGACGCACACGCUGAAGUGGGGCUUUCACUUUCCUUUUCUUGCUGGCUCAAAGCUUUAAAAGAGAACAAGAACCACAAAGAGGUUUAAACCAACCCACCUGCAGUUCUCUUGACUUUUAAGCGAGCCAGCCUGCCUGUCGUGGGCCAGGUGUGGCUACUGACUUCCUACCUUUGGCCACUAAAUCACUGGCUGAUGGUGUAAGCUAGCCACUCGGACAUUAUUUUCCCCCUCUUCCUCGUCUUUGGUUUUUAAACCGUGCGUGUGUGAAUUGUAUUAACUCACACGUGGAUUUCUCAGUCUUCUCUUUGUGUCCCCUGUUGUGUGUCAGAAACCUGCCCCCGACCAUGUUCUCUUGAAUUUUCAUUCGACCUCCACCAAGGAGAGAGAAUUUUCUCUCAUCCUUGGGAAUUGUUUGUGAAAUCGCUCAGACCCCUGGCUGUAACUGUGUCAGGCCGGCCUGGAAGCGAAUAUAAGAUCUGACAGCAGAGCUCCGGCCCCAGUGUCAGAGAAUCUGUGAUCAGAUUAGCUGGCGCCGCUCCCCUAGCCGCACAGGAGGAGCAACGAGCAAUCCUAGUGUUUCAGUUUUAAUCCUGUUAGUGGAAUUCAGUAGAGCCAAGUCUGGGCGCUGGCUCUUUCCUGACCUGUAUUUCUGCUAAAUAGGCCUGGUCCCCUUUCUGUUUCCCUGGCUGCCCUGCUUCAGGGCGUCUUUCUCCUGUUCAUUUCCUUUGCUGUCUAUUUAAUUUAACUUUUUAAAAGCAGCCCCCAUUGCCUUGCCUGCAGUGUAGAUCCUUUGGGUUUAUACUGCUAUUUAUGGGUAAGGGUUGUUUUAAAUAGUUUUUGUUGAUGUUAAGAACUUCUCUUCCAAUUUUGAAAUACUUUUAUUUCUAUCAUCCAUCUCUGUGCACCGUGUCUGUCUAUCUAUUCCCAUCCACCCCCUCUAUCUGUCGCCUCAGCUGGGGCAUACACCUUUUUGACGAUAAUCAUUGCACUUUUAUGUUGCUAGAUGCUUUUCUGGAUAGAAACUAGUGAGAUUUUUUUGAAGCAAAUCUCAACAGUCUCAAUCAUAUUUUUUUUGGUUCUUAAAUUGUAAACCACCUGACUUUCCUUUUCCUACUUUGCCCCCGCCUUCAAAUAACUCUGAAGCUUCCGUUUGUUGUAACCAUAUCUAUCUAUCCAUAUAUUUCUCUCCCUAACUUUUAAAAUGCUUUUAGCAUAAGAACCCAGGUUUGGGGGGUUUUUGUUUUGUUUAAACCCCAAAGUAUCUUUCACUGAAAUGAGCAGUCAGGUUAUUUUCUUCCUUGCGAUCUUGUCAAUUUACAGUUGUGUGUGAUAUUUACAAGGGGGAAAAAAUCCAAGGAAGAGAUGUCAUGGGUUUUGUUGUAACUAAUCUUAUCAUUUAAAUCCCCCCAGCCCCCUUUUUUUUAAAGCUACUGACACGUGUUUAUUAGUGGACGGAUAAAUGUUACUUCUACUUCCCUUGCACCUCAGCCCUAUGACUAUAAAAACCCUGUUAUCCCGCUAGCCCCAGAUCCCACAACUUGCUCCCUAGUUUAUCCAUGUAAGUUGGGACGGGUCCCGCUUCGGGAGGGAAAUUGGCUGUCGUGGGGACGCAGGGGAAGGCUGUGUGGUGGAGGCGAAGCCGGCAGGGGUGAUGUCUUUGGGAAUAUGUUUUGCUUGGGUGGCUCUGGACGCGUGGUACGGUCAUCUGUGAUCGAGGAGAGAGACUUACAGUACUUAAUAAAAGUCUAUUCUUUUAGUAAA